AUGAGUAAAACACAAGAUUCUGUCGUUGUGAUGCAACAGACUGAUCUGGACAAUCCUCGGAACGAUUGUUCAAUAUCUGAAAAUGAACCGAUGACAUUUCGAGUUUACUUUCACACAUUUUGGAUGGAUUAUUUUCUGAUGGCUAUCAUGGGUGCACUCGGUCUUGGCAUUUAUUUCCUUCGACCAGUGCCCAAUCGUGUCUUUCCUGUUUAUUUCACGAAUGGUGAAAUCGUGAAUCCAGAAUUUGGUUAUCCCUAUCAAAAAAAUAUCGUUCCGAUUUGGUUAGCCGCACUGCUCGCAUUCAUCGUUCCAUUUCUGUUCAUUAUGAUCAUGCAAAUACGUCUUCGUAGUUUCAAUGACGCUAAUGCAGCAAUCAUGGGUCUCCUCUUUUCAUUAAUAUCAGCUGCUGUCUUUCAAGUUUUUAUCAAAUGGCUCAUCGGAGGAUUACGCCCACAUUUCUUCUCUGUUUGUAAACCUUAUAUUAAUCUGUCGAGCUAUGGAACUGGCACCGGAUUUGAUGGGAUGAUGUUUGAUCGGUCAAUCUGCACAGGAGAUAGAAAACAGAUUAACGAUGCUCUCGAAUCAAUGCCAUCUGGUCAUUCAACAGCAGCAUUCGCCGGUCUUUUGUACUGUUCAUUGUAUCUAAAUGGUAAACUGAAAAUUUUCGCUAAUUAUCGUCCACAAUAUUGGAAGUUAAUCGUCUUCUAUGCGCCUAUACUUGGCGCUGUUCUUAUUGCAGCAUCAUUAACCAUCGAUCAUUAUCAUCAUUGGUACGACAUUCUAGCUGGGGCAGUUAUUGGAAUUAUGUUCGCUCUUGGAUCUUAUCGUUUUCAAUAUGCCAGCAUUUGGGAUUAUCGAUUCAAUCAUAUUCCCUUGCCACGAAUGAAUUCCGAUGAAGGCUUUGAUUAUCAUCUUGAUCAUUUGAAACAUUAUUUAAGUGCAUCAAAGAAGGGUGGGUGGGCGAAUGAACGUAUCUACGGAGCACCAUUUGAUGCGUCGGGUACAUUAUCAGUUUUAAAGUCAUCCGGUUCGGUUAUAACCGAUAUCAGACUAUAA
Messenger RNA from Adineta ricciae, 1056 nucleotides. The record is from the annotation of a GenBank genome assembly. NCBI's taxonomy places the organism in Eukaryota, Metazoa, Rotifera, Eurotatoria, Adinetida, Adinetidae.